CUUUUCCGUGUGCCUUGACGUAAUCACAACCAUGGAAGGGGCUUUCUCCGUGGAAAACGUUCCAUCGUUUUCCAGCACCGCUAGGAAAUGUGAAGCGGCAUGGCAUGGCGAGUUGCGAUGUGCGCACUGCAGGUAGGUACCCACGUGGUGAUACAAAACUAUCGACUCUCCUGAUUACAACGUCCAUGAUCCUCCUCCCAGAAACAUAGUCUCGGAUAACGGUAGUAUAUUCAGAUGAACGCAGUACGCAACACGAUGACUGCUGGUGCAGCGCGUAGACACCUCAGCAAUGUCUUCCCUUGGGUCACAUCACCCCUUGUUGUCGGAGCGCCGAUGCGCGUCAUGUCUGGUCCGCAUCUAGCACUCUCGGUGUCCAAGGCUGGUGGUUUAGGUUUCAUUGGUCCUAGCGCGAAACCUGAAGACACCGCUACCGAUCUGAACACAUUGCGCAAACUGCUACAGGAGACACAAGGCUCUACUUUUCCAGACGAAUUUCAAGCUGGAAUGCGAUUACCGGUAGGUGUUGGAUUCCAGCUCUGGAAUGGGGACCUUAAUUCAGCAACCAAUGCAGUGGAAGAACACCACCCCUGCGCUGCUUGGCUGUUCGCGCCUGGACGAGGGCAGGAAGAGUUGGAUGAAUGGACGGCUCGCCUCCGAGAGGCAUCACCUGGUAUACAUAUCUGGAUUCAGGUCGGCACCCUGAAAGAGAGUAUAGAAGCUGCGAAGAGCGCCAAUCGACCAGACGUACUAGUCAUCCAAGGCGCGGAAGCAGGCGGGCAUGGAAGAGCCACAGACGGCAUGGGCAUCAUGACGCUCUUCCCCGAAGUCGCCGACAGCAUUCGCGAUUCCGGUAUGUCACUGAUAGCUGCUGGAGGCAUCGCCGAUGGUCGCGGUGUAGCUGCUGCACUUGCUCUGGGAGCACAGGGCGUAGCGAUGGGCACUCGUUUUCUCGCAUCUACCGAAGCCCGUAUCAGCAAAGGCUAUCAGAACGAAGUUGUACGCGCUACAGAUGGUGCUCAGAGUACCACCAAGACUAUGCUGUACAAUCAUCUAAGGGGUACUGUGGGAUGGCCAGAGCAGUACAGCCCGCGCGGUAUCACGAAUAAGAGCUGGCAUGAUCACCAAGCGGGUGUUCCGUUUGAGGAACUGAAGAAGCGACAUGAAGAGGCUGAGAAGUUGGGGGAUGCAGGAUGGGGCCCAGAGGGACGACUGGCUACAUAUGCAGGGGCUGCGGUGGGCCUUGUGCAUAGUGUUGAAGAUGCUGGAAGUCUGGUCAAGAGACUACAGGAAGAGGCAACAACGAUUGUCAAGGGUUUGCACGAUAAUGUUUAGAUUGUCACAACGAUAUCGCUGAUGUGUUGAUAAAGCAUAAGUACCGCGUUCCUACGUGCUACUUGACUCCAAUAUCGAGAAAGCCUGUGUGCGGUGCAGAAGCGGAGCGGGUUUGCUGCGGUCGAUGGGAUUCCCGUUGAGAUAGAGGACAGUCCACGAAUUAUCAAUUUGUGCAAUUCUGGAAUCAUUCCUCUGCUCUGCCAUGG
Messenger RNA from Alternaria rosae, 1538 nucleotides. RefSeq names its product 2-nitropropane dioxygenase precursor. Gene Ontology annotation, molecular function: nitronate monooxygenase activity. The transcript is spliced from 2 exons. The record is from RefSeq and is a predicted model, not a curated record. NCBI's taxonomy places the organism in Eukaryota, Fungi, Ascomycota, Dothideomycetes, Pleosporales, Pleosporaceae. The coding region runs from base 235 to 1332 and encodes 365 amino acids.